AAAUAGCAAAACUCUGUCCCUCGCUCCUUGGCAGGGCCCUAUGAUUUAUGCAAGAGCAGAGGCAGCACGCAAUCGAGCUGUCAAGAAAGCGUCAGCUUAUUAGGCAAAUGCUGCGUGCUUUCUGAAGAGGGUCGACACUAUAAAAUCCCACACUAGCCUCUGGUGUGGAGAAACUCGGAGCCCAAUUACGUUAAGAGACUGAAGAAAAAGAAGAGACAAAGACAAAGAGUGGGAACAGAAACAAAAGGGGAGAAAACCUCCUUUAGAGAAAGUCCCGGAGCCGUCCCUCUGCAGAGAGGCGACUGCACCCAGCUCACCUGCGAAGCGCCUGGGAAGUGAGCGCCCCUAACAUGCGCUUGCCGCUGCUGGUGUCCGCGGGCGUCCUGCUGGUCGCGCUCCUGCCCGGCCCCCCAUGCAGGGCCCUCCUCAGCCGCGGCCCGGUCCCGGGCGCCCCACAAGUCCCUCGGUCCCCCCAGCCCCUGGAUUUCUUCCAGCCGCCGCCUCAGCCCGAGCAGCUCCGGCCACCGCAGUCUCGUCCGGUCCUGCUCCGCGUGGGAGAAGAGUACUUCCUCCGCCUGGGGAGCCUCAGCAGGAGCCCCGCCGCUCGCUUCGCACCCGGCGCUUCGCCCCUGGCCGGGGGCAGCCGCCGCUCGCCGGACCUGGCAGCAGUCAACUUUUUCCGCGCGUUGCAGCAGCCACAGACGCCUCUGCGCUCGCUCGACAGCCCCGCGGACCCCGCGCAGCGCCGCGGCGGGAGCGCUCUCGGCGGCCACCAGGAGGCACUGGAGAGGGAGCGACGGUCCGAGGAGCCUCCCAUCUCCCUGGAUCUCACCUUCCACCUUCUCCGGGAAGUCUUGGAGAUGGCCAGGGCCGAGCAGUUAGCGCAGCAAGCCCACAACAACAGGAAACUGAUGGAGAUUAUUGGGAAGUGAAGUGGUGCGUUUGGCUGAAAUGAUCCCACAUUUAGCACACACACAAAAACAUAAAAAAAUUUAAAAAUACAGCAUUCUGUACCAUAGUGCUGCUCUGAUAUCAUCUGUUUAUUUUUAUAUAGCUUGAAACAUCGAGAAUGUACAGGGAGAGAUUCUAUACCCUUUCAUUAGCAUGCGAAGUGUAUACAUGUGCAGUGACAACGCAGUGUCCUCUGUAUUGUUCGUUUUUUAGUUUCCAAGUCCAGGUGUCUUUACAGUCGUCUUUUAAUAAAACAGCAGGCCCAGGAGGAAACAUUUUGAGGCAGAUGGGAAGUUGCCUGGUUGUUUUUCUGGUAGUCAGAGCCAAAGAGAUUGCCAUUCUCUUGAACAGUGGGUGAGACAAGAUGUAUAAACUCUUUGAAUCAACUUUUUUUCUUGUAAACGUUUCCGUAAUAAAACAUCUUUCCAGUCCUUGGUCAAUUUGGUUGUGUAAGAGAAUGUUGAAUAUUUAUUUAUAUUUUUAAUAAAAGCUGCAAAUGUUAUUGUA
Messenger RNA from Cavia porcellus (domestic guinea pig), 1458 nucleotides. It is a transcript of the gene Crh, whose product is annotated as corticotropin releasing hormone. Gene Ontology annotation, cellular component: extracellular region. The transcript has 2 exons. Gene Ontology annotation, biological process: negative regulation of epinephrine secretion; negative regulation of glucagon secretion; positive regulation of cortisol secretion. Gene Ontology annotation, molecular function: corticotropin-releasing hormone activity. Bases 351 to 932 code for a protein of 193 amino acids. NCBI's taxonomy places the organism in Eukaryota, Metazoa, Chordata, Mammalia, Rodentia, Caviidae. The record is from RefSeq and is a predicted model, not a curated record.